Molecule: messenger RNA, 9743 nt
Organism: Apis laboriosa (Himalayan honeybee)
Lineage: Eukaryota; Metazoa; Arthropoda; Insecta; Hymenoptera; Apidae
Gene: Fhos
Exons: 28
Coding region: 110-8218 (2702 amino acids)
Biological process (GO): actin filament network formation; cortical actin cytoskeleton organization
Cellular component (GO): cytoplasm; cytoskeleton
Molecular function (GO): actin filament binding
Source: RefSeq, a predicted model, not a curated record
GAUGGUGUCGGUGGUCGAUGGUGAUCGGUGAAUCGAGCGACCAGAGAGUCGUCUCACCCUUGGAAUCCUUUCGCUUUCUCUUGGUCGAGGAGGGGAGAUCGCGCGAACCAUGGCCUCCUACAGGAGCUAUGGUGACAGUGGCGCCUACCGAUCAAGAGUCAACGUUGGAAUCGGCGCCGGUGGUUUCGGGAGGACGACGACCUCUGGAGGAAGCGGCCUUCCGAGUUGCAGGAACAGCUACUCGACCGUCGGUUCCGGUUCCACCCGAUUGCCUGCCAAGGAGAGGGUUUCCGGAUUCGGGAAUGCUUUCCUGAAGAAAGACAAGCACGAGGAGAAAUCUAGUUUUAAAUAUCCCAGUAAUAAAGACGCCGACAAAGGUAGACUUCACCCGAGUAGGUCGUCGACGGAGGACGUGGGGGCGAAAAGUCCAUUAUCGAGCAGCAGAUCCUCCCUGUUCGAGAAGUACUCGUUUCCAGCUACUAAAACUUCAGAGAGGCCCGCCUCCGUUUUGGACAGAUAUAACCGUGCCACUUCCCGCGAGAAGAGCAGAGAGCCCGACGUGGUAUCGCGAUACGGAUCCAACACGUAUCCCGGAUCGAGCUUGGCUCGAACUUAUGGAAACGAGAGCAGGAUCGAGAAGAAAGAGAGGGCCGAUCAUCCGCCGGUUUCGUACCGUGGAUUGCGGCCUAACUCGGGUAGAAAUUCUCGCGAGCCAAGCCCGGAAAUCAACGUUGGAAAAUCUAACUCGUUCAGAAUGUACGCGAGAGCCCCCUCCUACGGUCGAUCCAGUGCCACUUCUAGUGCCUCCGAAUCGAGCUCGGCGCCAAUCUCCUCGAGAUUCGGCUCGACAGCUGGUAGCAGGUUCUUUUCAUCGAGAAGCAACAACGACCGAGUUCCGGCAGCUAUAAGCUACUCCGGAUCGGACAGGUUCCGAACUUCAGGCAGUAAGCCUAUGCCGGCGAAUUUGAAGGACGAGGAAGCCGCGAAAGCCAAUCCAGCGAAAGAAACUGCGCAAGAGAUAUACGCGAAAUCGGAAGAAUCGAAACUCGAGAACAGAGUGAAAGACAAUGAGACCGUUACGAUGGUUACAAGGGGUACAUCACCGAGUCCUCCGGCUUCCUCGUCCUUCGUGAGGAGCAGAAGAGCCGACAUAGGUAUCGCGAAUCAGAAGGAAGUGAGUCGGGUACGAAAGAAAAUGGAGACAAAGGAUCAAGAGGUUCAGAGCGAGAGAUCGGAGGAUGGUUCGAGGUUCUCUCGAUUUGGAGGUGGAGGGCGAAUCUCGGGGGCACCGUGGUCCUCGUAUCUCGACAAAUUCUCGUCGAAUUCGAGCGGAAGUGGCGUGUACGCGAGAGGAUUCAACGGAGGCAACGCGGCCAAUUCGAGGGUGAAUAGCUUCGCUUUCCCGAGAUCGAACGAUGCCUCGAGGAACGAUUCUUCUUCGAAGGUAUCGCCCAGCUCUAGUCAAGAAAUUCAUGGGAACAGAAAUCAGAACGAGCAGAAAGUGUUCGGCGGUUUGAGCUUCGCGAAAACGGAUUCGAAAACGAGCAACGAGCAAGGAAAUUCAAAUCAGGUGGAGAUUAAAGUGCAUGAUGGUGGCGAGAGACGUGGGUGCACGACAGUUGGCAAGAGCGAAAGGAAAGGUUUGGCGAGCCCUUCGAUCUUGAAGAGAGAGGAUUCGCCGCAACAAGCCGGUGUUCUCGCCAAGUCACCGGAUUCUCGAGAAAGCGUUUCGAAAAGCGAGGAACAGCAAAGUAGCAGGGAAAGUUCGACGUCGAAGAGCGAGAACAAUAGUCAGAAGAGACCUUCGAUACCGAGAUUAGGUCGUAUCGCGGCGAAGAACGAAAGCAAGAUUGCGAAAUCGUCGUCGAAUUCGUCGAGCAAGUCGGAUGGACCGCGGGAGAGGAGGAGUUCGACGCCUAAAUCUGACGCUAGCUCAUUAUCGAAACUCGAUGACUCGUCUAGAAUAGUGGAGGGAGGACAUUGUCAGGAACCGAGUAAAGAAGCCUCUACGUCUAAAAGUGAUAGUGUUUCACCUGCGAAAGAUUCUCUUCAAAGCAGUAAUCCAUCGCAGAGCAGAUCGACGACACCGCAGUCGCGCAGCGGCUCGGCGAAAAAUGUGUGCCGCCAAACGACGAGAACCGACUCCUCGGAAGGGUCCGCUGUAAAUGUGCCAAUUGGCAGAUCGAAAUCGUCGUCUGCCAGUUCGGUGACGAGUCAGGGUGCAAAAAUAAAGGCGACGCCGCCGCCGUCGCCAGGGAAGUCGUCCGUGUCGAGCGUUUCCUCAGUGAAUCUGAGACAAGGCGGUUCGCCGGAUGCUCGUGGCAAACCACCUGUGCCUAAGAGCGACGUCGCGUCGGCGUCCAAGGGCAUCGUGCAGCCCAAGUACGUGAACAAAGACUUCCGGAAGUCGACGUUGAACAUGGAGAACGGGGACCCCUCGCAGUCCAAGUACAGCAGAAAGAAGAAGAACGAGCGUAGCAUGUCCGUCAGCUCUCAAGAUUCGCAAUCCGAACCGAACUACGAAUCGAACAUCCAUCGACCGGCCGUUCCUUCGGAAUCCAGCUCAGCCUCUACGAAAUCGAACAGGUCGAGGCUGAGGGUACCGUCGUCCUCGCCCUCCAAGAGUAUAAUAAAUAGGAAAAGCGAGACGAGCAGCCUCGCUUCGAGCGUGACCGAGAAAUCGAGGAGUGGCUCGAAAUCGCCGUCGAGGAAGAGGAGCAAGCAAGACGGGAGCUCGAGUUCGAGCGCGAACAGCGAGGAUUCCUCGAAUUCGUCGAGCAGCGAGGAGGAGGAGGAGGAGGAGGAGAAGGAGGAGGAGGAGGACGAUAAACAGUCGAGACCUGGAUCGAGGCCGCGCAAGAGGAGAACGUCCAAGUCCCCUUUCUGCGAGAAGAAAGGGAAGAUGAGCGCUGGAUCGUCGAGGACGAGCGUGUUGGCCUCGUCCACCGACGAGAUGUCGUUGACGACGGAUAAACCGCCGAGACCACCGUCCAGCCCGAGAUCGAGGAGCGAUCGUUCGGGGAAAACCGAGGAGGCUAAGUCGUUUCUGAUGAGGGCCCUCGCCCCGGUCACGAAUCUUUUCAAGAAUAAGCACCAGGAUUCCAGCGAGUCGGGUAAAUCGGGCGGUUGGCUAGAUUCGAACGAGGAAAACGCGGACGUGAAAAGGUCGGAGCAGAACGGAGGGACGACAACGGCGCCUCUGUCGAGAAGUCUGUCGAAAAGUUUGAGUUUCACGAACUCGGAGAGGAACGAGGACAGGAGACAGUCGAGUCAAGCUAGGAUCAGACGAAAUUUUUCCGGGGAACAGCCUUGGUGGAUGGAUCCGAACUCCGAAAACGUUCCUGAAGGUGUCGAAACGGGAAGCGCGUGCAAUGACGAUAUUAGUCAAGAAACGACCGUCAGUAGCACCUUACCUGACGAUGGGAAAUUUAAAUACAAAGUGUGGAGACAAGAAUCGGAGGAACGAGCGUGGUGGUUAGACUCGAACGACAGCGGGGCAUCCGAGGACGCGAGGAAGCAGUCGGCGACGAUUUCGAGACAAGAAUCUGGGGAGAGGGGUUGGUGGUUAGAUUCGAACGAUAGCGCCCCCUCGGAGGAAACGAAGAGACAAUCGUCCUCGGCAGUUUCGAGGCAAGAUUCGGAGGACAGGACUCGUUGGUUGGACGGAAAUGACAGUGCUUUCUCGGAGGAGGUGAGAAAACCGUCGCGUACGGCGGUGUGGAGGCAAGAUUCGGAGGAAAGGGCGUGGUGGUUGAGCUCGAGCGACGCCCCGCCGUCCGACGAGUCGAAGAAACAAUCGUCGUCCGUGAUAUCCAUUUCGAAACGAGAGUCGAGCCGUUGCUCGAGCGCUCGAUCGAACGAGCGAAGAAAUCGAUUGAGGCAUCAACAGUCUGGAGAGCAAGCGUGGUGGAUGACCGACAAUCCUGAGAACGUACCCGAAGGAGUCGAAGUCAUUCCUACCACCCCUACGUCGAACGGUAACGCUUACAACGACGAGGUGGACGACAGCCAGCCGUACGGCAGAUGUACGAACAAGGUCAGGCACAUUGAGUCGGGUGAGAAACCAUGGUGGAUGGACAGCACGUCCAACGUUCCUGACGGUGUAGUCAAGAUUUCUGUGGAAACGUCGAACAGCACCUCGGACUCGUCCGAAUCGUUCGAGAGAAUCGAUAUCGGUGUUAACCCUGAACCUGAGAUAUAUAAGAGAAGCCUCUCUAGAUUCCCUAUCGAGUUUCCGCCACCUCCGGCUGACGAGCCACUCGGGGAUCGUGCCAGUCCCGAAGGGGUGGAAAAUCCUCCCGAUCCGCCGGACAAUUAUGGCGGACGUGACUCGCCUUACGACAACGUGCAACCAACAUCCAGAAGAUCAUCGCCGAAGAAACGCCCUUCCACGUUACCGUUGUUCAUCGGUCAGCACACCAAUAUCGACGAUCUGUUGGGAGACACGGCCACCUUGUGCCCAAGCCCGGUCCUGUCUCGUAUCCGUAAACGCGAACGCAUAGGGGAGGAUUCGGGAGAAGAAAGUUCAGAAUGCGAAGAGAUCGACGCCACCCAAGUGAUCAUCCAUGACAGCACUCCGCAGACACCUGUGAUACAACGACGACAUCGGGACAAAAACGAGAGACCUCAACCAGACGGCUACAUUCCGCUUGAUGAUACGGCGCUCCAGCUCUACAAAGAUGGCGACUAUGGUGCCUAUUUGGACCUCGAAGCUUCCAUCAGUGAGCAACAAGAAGAAUUCGAAGGCUUCCAAACCAACCGAAAGAACUCGAUCGUUCUCAGGACACAGCUGUCCGUGAGGGUGCACACCAUCAUAGAAAAAUUGCUGAACAGCGAGGGCCGCGAGCUGCGACGAGCUCUCUUCUCCCUCAAGCAGAUCUUUCAGGAGGACAAGGACCUGGUGCACGAGUUCGUGCAAAAUGAUGGGCUUGCUUGCCUCAUCAAGGUUGGAAGCGAGGCUGACCAGAAUUACCAAAAUUAUAUACUACGAGCCCUUGGCCAGGUGAUGCUCUAUGUGGACGGUAUGAAUGGGGUGAUGGAACACGGUCAGACGGUCCAGUGGUUAUACACGUUAAUAGCGAGCCGCUUCCGAUUGGUGGUGAAGACCGCGCUCAAGCUUCUGCUUGUGUUCGUCGAAUACGUCGAGACGAACAGUCUGUUGCUGGUCAGAGCCGUUAGAUCGGUCGAUACGUCCAGAGGCAUGAUACCAUGGACGAACGUGAUGAAGCUGUUGAAGGAUUACGACGCGGCCGACACGGAAUUGCUGAUAUACGCGACGACGUUGGUCAACAAGUGUCUGAACGGUAUACCGGAUCAGGACACUUAUUACGAUCAGGUCGACUGUUUGGAGGAGCAAGGGAUAGAGGGCAUCAUCCAGAGGUACAUGUCGAAGCAAGGAACCGAUCUUGAUCUACUAAGGCAAUUUCAGAUCUACGAGGCGGUGCUGCAUCACGAGGAUGGGAACGAUAGAGGUUCGCCUAUUCGCCAGCUGGAUGAUAAUAUCAGGAAGACGCUGCGAAACCGGAAGUCCCUGGUGGAUUCGCACGAACGGCGAAAAUCCCGGCGGCACUCGACGGGCACGUCCCCAUUGUCGAUGUCCUUGAACGCGCGACUAAGUCCACGGCUCAACCACUCGUUGGGUCUAAGCUCUCUGAACAACACGCUAAACUCGAGUUUGCCCGACGACGACGACGAGUCGAGCAGCUCUCAAAGUUCGCAGGGUCAUCUAGGCGAGGUUCAACUGAAUGGCAGCUACAAGGAGAACAAAGUGGACGUUGGCGUGACACCGGCGUUGAGACGUCGAAGGGAACGAGCCGAGAGGCAGAGGAGCUUUAUCAGGGAGCAGCAGGAAGCCACGGCGAACAUGCGAGCAUCCGUGGUGCCCUCGGACGAUCAGGAAAGUCCCUACGCGACGAACGGGCUGCGUUACACGAACGGCACGUCGUACGAAAGAAAUGCGGACUCGCCGUCGAAUAAGUUGUCCAGGACGAACAGCAGGAAGGAUUUGACGCCUCUGAUGAACGCCGCGAACAAGCUCGACUCCGAGGAGAAGAAGCCUUGGUACGGGAAGAGCCCGGACGAGGGUGUCGAGUGCGACGAGGGUAAUCACACCGACGAGGACGAGGAUCGUCGAGUGGUUCUACAAUUGAAGAGGGAAGGGACCGUGAAGGAUCUCACGCAAAAGUUGGCCGCUCAAAAUCUUAUACCGAGCAGCCCCGUCGAGGAGAAGGUUUCCAGGAUAGGGGACAUGAGCGGACUGAUCUCGAAGGCGAAGGAGGGUCUCGCCAAGUCCAAGUCGAAGGCGGACGUGUUGAAGUCACCGACCGGGGACAAUCUGCCCGCGAAACCUCAAGAAGCGAAGAAAUCCGAGAACGAGUUGCACUGGGAGGAGCUGGUUAAGAAACUGAAACGGCCUCUCGAGCUCUGCGACCUCGACUUCACCGAUCUGAAUUCGGACGACGAGGUCGACGUCCUUGGCCCCGUGAACGUGACCAACGGGGUGCCUCCACCCCCACCGCCCAUGGUGCCGACCCCAGGCGGCGCGCGGGCACCACCCCCGCCCCCCUUGGGGGCGAGACUACCGCCGCCCGUGCCCCAAGCGCCUCCACCGUUGUUCGGCGUGAAUCUCAAGUCGCCAAGGUCGCCGACCGCGACCGAUAAUACGCCGAAGAGCCCGCCACCGGCGUUCACGAAGAAGAGCAAGAAGACGGUGAAGCUGUUCUGGAAGGAGGUGAGGGAUGACCCGAUCAUAUUGUCCAGGCUCGACAAGAACAAGAUGAUAUGGGACGAAUUGUCGCCUGUACCUGUCGACACGCAGAAGCUCGAGCACCUGUUCGAGAGCCGCGCCAAGGAUCUCAUCACGAAGGAGAAACAACAAGAGAUGAACAAGAACAAGGAGAUCAUCGUGCUGGACCAUAAACGAUCGAAUGCUAUCAACAUCGGGAUGACCAAGUUACCUCCACCGAGGUCGAUUAAGACAGCUAUUUUGAAAAUGGACGCUACGAUUAUGAACAGGGAGGGUAUCGAGAAACUAUUGACGAUGCUGCCAACCGAGGAGGAGAGGUCUAGGAUACAAGAGGCGCAGGCCGCCAAUCCUGACCUACCUUUGGGAUCGGCCGAGCAGUUCCUUCUAACUUUGGCCUCCAUCUCGGAGUUGCCCGCCAGGCUGAAACUUUGGGCGUUUAAACUGGACUUUGAGAAUUCGGAAAAGGAAAUUGCGGACCCUUUGAUGGAUCUGAAGCAGGGAAUGGAGACCCUGCGAGUGAAUAAAACGUUCCGCGGGAUUCUGAGCACGCUCCUUUCGAUCGGGAUAUUCCUCAACGGAAAUGAGGUGAAGGGCUUUCAGCUGGAAUACCUCGCCAAAGUACCUGAAGUGAAGGAUACGGUUCACAAGCACUCGUUGCUUCAUCACCUUUGCCACAUGGUGAUGGAGAAGUUUCCGGAUUCCACGGAUCUCUAUUCCGAGAUUGGAGCAGUGACAAGAGCUUCGAAAAUCGACUUCGACGAGCUUGCAGCGAACAUUGGGAAGUUGGAGAGCGAGUGCAAGGCAUCGUGGGAUCAUCUGAAGCUCAUCGCGAAGCACGAUGGCUCCACGAUGAUGAAAGUCAACAGAAUGUCAGACUUCCUGGCCGACUGCGCGGAGAGGAUAAUCGUGCUGGGUAUAGUGCACAGGCGGAUCAUAAAUCGAUUCCACAAAUUCAUCCUCUGGCUGGGCAUCCCGUUGCACAGGGUGCAGGACACGAAGCCGAACGAGUUUUGCCGUAUCGUGUCCGAGUUCGCGCUCGAGUACAGAACCACCAGGGAGAGGGUGAUACAGCAGCUCGAGAAAAAAGCCAAUCACCGUGAAAGAAAUAAGACCAGGGGAAAGAUGAUCACAGAGGUUGGCAAAUUCAGGACGAAAGAGGAUCGCGCGGACGCGGAACUCAGACAAUUGCUUGGAAGCGAUAUCUCCGAUGUCGAGAGUAUUCACGGCACCCUUCCGUGGAGAAGACAGAGGAAAGAUGGUCGUACUUCAUUGGGCCCACUGCUCCGUGACGAGAACACAAAUGGAAAUCUGACUGACGGCGAUGAUGAGUUGCUGGAAUCCCUGGUGAAGACGGCGACGAAAACGCCUGCAACGAGGACAACGCCAAGGGAACGCAAGAGGACCAGACACGCCGAUCUGAAGCGGUCGCGCACCAGGGAGAACAACACCACGCCGGAAGGGUACCAACCCUGAAGGACUACCAAUCGUGACCGACGCGAUGAAGUGCGUAGAACGCUGAAGAACGGCCUCUCGGAAGAGGAGAAGAAGCACAUCGCCACUUACAUCAAGGGCUACUGACUGUGAUAAAACUCGAACCCUGUAGCUCGUCCACGAGAAGGAAGGAGAGGAAUAAUAAGCACGAAUCAUCGAAUCAUCGAUCGGAUGUUGAUCACACGGCCAGGGCAUCGCGAUUUUACGGAGGCCAACGAACACGACCAAUUCAGAGAGGAAGCACACCUUGCAGAGAGUGAAUCGCGUACACCAAGGUUAUACGUUUAAAGAAUUAGAUACUACGUAUACAUAUAUAGAUAUAUAUAUACAUAUACACACACGCAUAUACAUAUAUUUCGAUCGAACUUUCUGUACGCUGGCAGAAAGCAGUUGUUUCUAUCGAAACUUGGAGGCCUUCUAUUUUUCGACGUUAUCAUAUCGAUAUCCCUGUCGUUCGUAUUUUUCUCACCUCGUGGAAGAGUCUAACAUAAUAUAUGGCUUAAUACUUCUGAAUCUUUGAUUAGAUGAUUAUUAUAAAUCUAAAACGAUUAUUCCGUGGAAGAUUAAGACAAGUCAAUGUAUAGUUAGUUUUAUAUUGUUUCUCUAUUCAUAAGAAACGAUAUUUUCAUCUCUAAAAAUUGUUUGAAACGGAACAUAAAUAAUGAGAAUAUAAGUAUAUGUGAAAUUAAAUUAUAUUUGAUAAAAUAAAAAUAGUAAUGAAUUUGCAGAAAUGAAUAUAUUGACAUUAAUAUAAACGGCCUAAAAUAGCUUUUGAGAAUAUAGAUAGAAUAGAUCCAGAUACUUUUGGGAGUUGUAUUAUAAAUUAUUUUCUAAUUAAUUUGGUCAGAUUUUAUACGAUUUUAUAGAUAUUUGAUCAAACAUCAACAAUAUAACAAAUAAGAUGAGAAAGUUUACUAUUUACUGACAAAUUAGAAUUGUUAUAAAACAUAUAUUAUAUAGAUUAAAUAGAUAUAUCUAAUGCAUAAAUCUUAUGGAAAGUUCGUAAAGAUAUUUUUAAUAUUUGAAAAUAAAAUUGGGAGAAUCUUUUCAACGAAUUCCUUUUCAUAAAGAAUUAAAUAAUUUUCAUAACGAUUUUAUCGAUUCUAUAUAAAUCGAGAUUGACCUCUUACCUUUCGAUUUAAUUUUUAAUUAUAAUUAUUGUGAUAUAAUGAACAACGAAGUCUCUUAUCACAAACGAUCAUUGGAGUACUUCAAACUCAUAUAUGGAAUCACGAAUUGAAUUCGUGUUUAAUUUUGAUCUAUAAUAUAUAUGUAAUGAAUUAUAUGAUAUGAUUUUUACGUGAUGAUAUAUAGUGAAAAAUGACUUAUAUUAUUCACGUUUGAUCUAUAUAUCUGAAUUUAAUGUGAUAAUGAGGCAAGGGUUAAUAUAUAUAAAUAAAUAUUCAAAGAAUUUGUAUUUUGCUCAUUUAUAUUUACCUCCAACAAUUUUAUAAUUAUAAAAUUUGAGCUUAUAAAAAUAAUCUUCGCUAAUUUUAAGAUUUUAAGA